Caenorhabditis elegans is the source of this 1183-nucleotide messenger RNA. RefSeq names its product CSD domain-containing protein (gene cey-4). Gene Ontology annotation, molecular function: nucleic acid binding. The record is from RefSeq and is marked reviewed. Bases 85 to 969 code for a protein of 294 amino acids. The transcript has 3 exons. Lineage: Eukaryota; Metazoa; Nematoda; Chromadorea; Rhabditida; Rhabditidae.
AGUGUAGUUGAGUACAAUCAGCUCAGAGGAUUUUCCUCACCCCCUUGACACCAUCAAAAACUAAGGCCAACGCCGUGAAACAUCAUGUCGACUGAACAAGCUAACGGAACAACUAUUGAGGAGAAGAAGGACAAAGUUGCCGAGGUGACCGAGAAAUUGGACAACCUGGCCGUCGACACUACCAACGAGGCGAACGAUGCAAAGCAGCCAGCACGUCGUGGCGGAUUCCGCGGACGAGGACGUGGUCGUGGUCGCGGAGGACACUUCUACCAACCAAGACCACCAUAUGAGGAUCAGAUGAAGAAGCUCGAGGAGGAUCUUGCAUCGAAGAAGGUCAUCGAGACCGGUGUCAAAGGACACGUCAAAUGGUUCUCCGUUCGUGGACGCUACGGAUUCGUUGCUCGUGAUAAGCCAACCGACGAGAAUGAGGACUUCUUCGUCCAUCAGACCGCCAUCACCAAGUCAAGCACCAUUAAGUUCUAUCUCAGAACUCUCGAUGACGAUGAGCCAGUCGUCUUUGACAUUGUCGAAGGACUCAAAGGACCAGAAGCCGCCAACGUGACUGGACCAGAUGGGGAGAAUGUUCGUGGAUCGAGAUUCGCUCGUACUUUGCUCACCCAUUGGAGAACAAGAGGACGUGGUGGUGCACGAGGACGCGGUGGACGAGGACGUGGUGCUCCACGUCAGACACGUGACCAGGACGGAGAUGAGAAAGAUGAGAAGGAGAAGUCGGACACCAUUGAGAAUAGCGGAGACGGAGAAACUCGCGGAAAGCGUCGCACUCGCCGCCACGGAAAGCUCCAGCCAGAUGCUCCAUCCGGCGAGAAGGGAGACGGUGAUGCUGCCGCUGCCACUACCGAUGCUGCUCCAGCCGCCGAGAAGAAGAAGAAACGUCAGCGCAAGGGAAAUAAAGAGCCCACCACCACCACUGAGCAGAAGGAAGAGACCGCUGCUCCAGCUAAAGCUUAGGCUUCUAGCUGUUGACACCUACCAUCAACUUUUGUUAUCUAAUUAAACACCUUUUGUAUUGAGAACAGUCCCAUUUCUUGAAUUGUAUAGCUGAUCCUUUCGAAAAGCCCAAAAUUUCCAAAAUUUGUUCUGCACGAUUUAUAUCCACUCAGUUCUUUGGAAUUCAAUUUCGAGAACUUUUUGAGUUUAUAUUAAGUAAAAGUUUCAAUGCAAA